ACCCUUAUGUUGUGUUGAAUUGCACAACCUACAGGCAGUAUAAAAUAUUUGCUCUCCAAUUCCACAUAAAGAACUUCAGCUUUCUCAGGAAACCUGGAGCUCUUUGAAGCCAAGCAUUCCACAAUGAAGAGCUUUCUGGCUUUCCUUGUUGCAAUGGGCAUCACAGUGACCCUGGGUGAUGCAUACUGCUGGAGUAGAAUUCACAAGCCAGGGGAGGCCAAAGAUGGCUGUAUGAUCAAUGGAAAACUGUAUCCCUUUGGACGCAUUGAGAGGACAGAAGAUUGCUACACAUGCGGCUGCAGCGAAGGUGGAAUGGAUUGCUGUUCCCUCUUUCACACUCCUGUUGCUUACGACAAAAAGCAAUGUAAAGUUGUUUUCAACAAGAAGCGCUGUGACUAUGAUGUGGUGCAGAAGAACAACCCCUCACAGCUGUGUUUUGUCUAUUCUCGUGUGGGCUAACAUCUGCUCCAAACCUCUCUGCAUUGUGGAAUUCCUCUCCUUCCUACAGAUGCUUUGCCACCACAGAGAAGCACGAUGGCAUGGGAAAAUCUCAUAAAAGAGAGCACUUCAGUAGCUGCCUUCUGUUCUCCUAAGUUUUGUAAUUCAGCUUACCAGAUGCAUAAUCAGAUAGAGUGUCUCAUUUCUAUCAAAAGGUCAUAUUCGUGUUCUUAAUAUUAAUUGCUAAGACUUUGUGCUUUAAGUGAUUUAUAGAUGUUUAGUUAACUUUUAAAUUAAGUAGGAUUUCAUUCUACAA
Molecule: messenger RNA, 754 nt
Organism: Serinus canaria (Common canary)
Lineage: Eukaryota; Metazoa; Chordata; Aves; Passeriformes; Fringillidae
Product: beta-microseminoprotein-like
Exons: 4
Coding region: 124-459 (111 amino acids)
Source: RefSeq, a predicted model, not a curated record